AUGCGCCAGCCUAUGUCUCGAAAUAUUUGUGGGUCGCUCGGCAAUGGUGAACCGACUCGGAACGGCAGAGCUAAAGGCAAAAUAGAUAGGCAUACUCCAAGGUUAUCCCGUUUCGGUUGUUGGAGAUCAAACGCUGGUAAAGGUCUCGUCUUUUUCCGUCUGUAUCGCUCUUUAGGAUUAAUUCAGAAUAGAGAGACGGAUCGAGGAAUGAGCUCGAACAAGACAGACCAGUCGUCGGGUCGUUCGCAACAGCAGCAGACGACGAAGAAUUCCUUGCCAUUUCGAAUGCCAGAGACUCGGCAGAGCAAGACAUCUCAACCAAAGUCUCCGCCUCGGAGUGGGGUUCCGUUUCCCCCACAUCAGAGUCUGGCCGAAAUACCAACAUUAGCCAGUGCUCCACCUUCGGGAAAUGUCAACUUUGACGAUUUGUACGAUCGCGAGGAACCAGAGGAGCUUCCCCAGGACCGGAUUCCUUCGAUUGCUGCAUCGUCCUCUUUCACCACCCCAACCCUUGCAUCACUACCCCCUCCUCCCCCACGACCACCCGCUCUCGCCACAAUGCGUCCCGGAACGAAUGCCGACGCUCCUUCGGCGGCGACGCUGACUUCUGCUCAACUGUCGCUGCCGCCACCACCACCGCCUCCUCGACAGUCGGCCAAACCAACAAUGGCGCCCUUGCCUCCACCUCCAGUCAUGCACAGCAAACCGAUAAAGCCCGCACUCAAACCAACACUGGACACGCAGUCGCCUUCGCGUGUCUCCUCCAAGCCACACGAAGCCGCGAUAUUGCUGGACGUGAAGCAAGCUUCUUCGGAUCCGAGCGAGACCAACUUCCGUCGGACUCCAAAAGAACCAGAAAGAUUACCGUCGACAGCAUUUCGGUCCAAGUCGUUGCACGUCUUGGCUCUAAGGCAGUCUCACAUUCCAAUUGUUGUUAUCACCACGGAAACGGCCAACAUUGUGGCUUGGAAAAACGAACUUCGUUUGGAAGACAUGUUGAAUGGGCUUAUUCAGUCGGUAACAAGUGGUUCUAGUACACCAAACGCUUCGACUCAGAGCGCUUCACCAACAUUAGCACCCUUUCGGUCCGUCACGCGGUCCUUGACACUGCACUGGGACGACUUACAAGUUCGAUUCCAACACGCAUCUUCGCUCGACGUGACGCUCUCUCUGCAAGAUGCUCAGGUUGCUCUCCAAGCCGCCUGUCAGCUUUCGCCAGAAGACGGCAAUCUGGAGCAAGAGUUGAAUUUGUUGGAAGACAAGGUUGAUAAUCUAUUACAGCAAGACCACGACGAAGAUGUUAAAGAUAUUAUGGAUGUCACUGCAGCCCGUCAACGAAGUAUGGAUCAGGCGACGAAAGAUGCUUUUGGUUUGACGUCUCCUCUGACUAUUCCCUGGCUAUGGCGGUACCGCCAGGCACUGGAUGAAGCAACCAACGGUCUCGAGCAUGAUUUAAUUGCUUGCCCUCCGCUUAUUUUAUACGUUUGUUCUACUCAAGAAGUCACCAAUCCGAUUGAAACACUCCAGAAUCUAAAAUCGUCGCAUUAUCUGCCGUCAUGUUAUCACGAUGGACGGUACGACCCCGCAGGUGUUCGACAGGAAGUGCUCGUACUACACGACAAUGUUGAUGGUCCGCAAAACUGGGACGAGUCUGAGUUACGCAGUUCCUUGCAAAAGGCUUUUGGUCCGGGCGCGUCCGUGGUUCGCGUCAAUAGUAUCCCGAUGGAGACAGCGGAUCAACUCGCGAGAGAAGAAACGUCAGAUGUUUGGAAUGGUCGAGGCCGACGAGGCAAUUGCCUGUCACUUUCAGAUAGGGUAGCCCUGAGAUAUUAUCUCGCAAAUCUCCUGACGAGUAGCUUGUUACCUGCAUUGGAGCGAAGAAUUGCUACCCUUAAUGGAAUUGUCAGCGACCGCAAGAAAGGUGUACGCAACGUACUGAAGAGCUUUUGGCGGAGUGGCAAGGCGGACGAAGAAGCAGCGGUGACCAAAAGUGUGCAAGUCGCGUCUACUGUAGCAUACCGAUACGACACUGUGGAAAGUCAAUCUCGACUCUUGGCAGAUACGCUGUUUCUCAUGAAAGACUACGAGGCUGCGCUGUCGACGUACCGGCUGAUCAAGGACGAUUUCAAACAAGACAAGGCACAUGUCCAUUACGCUAGUAUACAGGAAAUGAUGGCUCUUUGCCUAUACUAUAUGGACCCAUACACACGGGCGAGGGAGAUAUUUUCACAUGCGGAAAAUGCUUUGUUGGGGUACAGUCGGGCGGGACAAGAAGAACGAUCAAUGGCCUGGGGUGAAAAGCCCGGACGGCCUACGAUGGCGACACCAUCGACUCGGCUGGCGACACGGUUGUGCUUAGUGCUGACUGCGACACGGCAUGUCUGUACGGGACGACAUUUGGAGGUUGCUGACUUGCUGGCGUCAGCCUCGUCAUCGGAGACUGCGCUUGGUGCGGCCGUUUUGCUUGAACAGUCGUCGGCUCAUUACUUUCAUGCUCGCCUUUUUCGCAAGUACGCUUUUCACAUGCUUAUGAGUGGACACAUGUUCCGAGCUGCGCAGCAAGAUCAUCAUGCUUUCCGUUGUUUCGUAUCCGCUUUGUACAUUUACCGAGACGGAAGGUGGGAAGAGUUGCAUAGCCAUUUACGUUCGGCGUUGGCAGCGCAACUGUUUUCGAUGGGAAGAAUGGCACUAUCGUUACAGUUGUACGCUAAGAUAGUCGGCUCUACGGGUGGAGGACGAGUCUCCGUCAAAUCACAGCAAAAAUACAUUAAUCAUCUUUUGGAAAUAUGCAGUGAGCAUACUAAAAAGGCCUUGGUGGGAGCGGACCGGAUGGCCGCCUCAUCGAAAUUUUCCGGCGCCGAGCUGGACGCGGUACGCAAGAACCGUCUAGAUCGAAUUGUGCAAGUGGUUCGUUACACAAAGAGUGCUUCUCGUGUUUUGGAACUUCCUAAUAUUGAUCUCCCUCUCGUUGACGAUACAACCGUCAAACUCAUUACUGAAGAAGCAUCAGAGAUGCAUGACGACCCUUUGUCGAUAUUUGGGCAAGUGCGCCGAGGUUCGGAAGAAGUAUGGGCCGAACUGGCGCUGAGCGCCACGGCCGAAUUACGAGCCGUAGAUAUUUCCAAAUCCAAAGAAAGCGACGAGAUGGUUUCCAAAAGGGUGGCCAAGAUUCACGAUGCUGAUGUUCGGGCGGUGAUUGCUCAAAUAGACAAGGAAAAGGCGAAUCUGACUAUGAAGGAACGGUCGAAGCGAUCCCACUCACACACGGAAGAAUCCCCCACCCGGGCUCUGAAAGAGCCCAUCACGGUUGAGUUUGAAAUGACAAACCCUUUGGGCAUUCCAAUAGACUUGAACGAUUUGCAACUUGUGGCUCGCAUGACUGAUGAAGAUGGAAAUCGUGUUUGCACCAGCGAGGAUGCUAUCAAAAUUACCCCUUUGGUUUCCUCCAACGAGAAACAGCGCUGGUCGUUCAAUAAAACCGCGAUAGAGUAUAACGUUGCAGAUUUUUGCCGAAUGUCUUUAAAUGGACGAAGCACUGAGAAACAGCGCUGGAAAUCGGCCGAGGAAGUUGAGCCGUUCUUUGUGGUUACCAAAACAAGUCUGACUCUUGAGGCUGGGGCGAAAUUGACAGUUGCCGCACGCAUUUGCCCGCUGGUACGGGGGAGUUUAGAAAUUAUUGGUAUACGAUGCCGGCUGUUUGAUGAGGUGUGGAUUUUCCAUCAUUUCAUUUUAAAGGGACCUCUGCUUCAGAACACUCGACAAAAUCGUGUAAAUCGAAUUCGAGCCGAGUCUCUGCUUCUCAAAGCUAGAAUUGAAGGCGGCAUGCCAUGCUUGAGGGCGGAAUUGAUAAGCACUUUGUCAUCUUCUGGUGCUCCUGCUUUGCAAGGACAGAUCAGCCGAUGGAAUCUUCGACUUUCUAACGUCGGAACAGCCGCCGCAUCUAGCGUCUUUAUGAAGACGAAUAUGCCGUGGGUGAGCAUAAAUCUUGGGGCAAGGCGGCAAGUAGAUUCCGGAGACGAGCUGAAGUCGCUGUGUGUCGGGCCGACUGGCACAUUAAUGGAACUACCGAUUCGAGGAGAUGAAUUGAAUUGCGAAGGGCAGAUUCAACCAGGGGAGAUAAUAGAAGUGCCAAUUGACAUUCGAACGUCAGGUGCAGGAAGACAAGAAUUUUACGUAUUGUUCCGUUACAUGCUUGCUGACGAGGACGGAUCUACGACUACGAAACAUCGAUGGCUACGAAAGAUGUUUGAGGUUCCAGUAUAUCCGUCGCUUACUCUGGCGGCGAAAGUCGCCCCUUCCCAUUUGACUCCAGGUGAAAGUAUAUUAUCAGUCGAGCUGACAAACAACCGCAGCGACCGUCCUGACAAACUCACCAUUCGUUUGAAAAAGCUUACCCUAGCCAGUCCGCUCUAUCGAUUGGAACCAAUUCAUGGUCAGUUGACGAAAGAAGGCGAUGAAAACUCUGAACCUGUGUUGGAUUGGCAAGAACGAAUUUCACUUCACUACCGGAUUAUGGCUUCAAGCCAGGUCAGCAAGACUUGCCUUUUGAGCGAAUAUUUAUUAAGCGCUGGGUCAGAUCAAGACUCACGGUCAACCUUAACUGAUGCCACUACCUCCUCAUCGUCGCUUGACUUUUUAUGCCUGGAAAGAACUUUCGAAGCAUUUGAAGAGACCUGGAGGUCACACCAAAAGGAUGUUGCUCGCGCAUCCGUUGUACAGGACCGCGAAGACCUGCAUCCACGCUCGAUUGCGCAAAUUCGCCGGGCGAACACAGGGGCACUGUCAGACUAUGGGGCAGAGUCCUUCGCUGAAAAGUUGGAAGACAAAAGGGAACACCCUGCGUCAAUCGCUCGCCUUUUCUCUUUGGACAAAAGCGAUCAGAUGGUCCAUUUGCUUUGCUCUUGGACAAGCGAAGAUGGACUUGUCUGUGGACAACACAACAUUCGCCAGCUCGCUGUAAGACAAACAUUGACUACGAAACUGUGUCCUAUUACAGUUACCGCUGAGUACCCUUCGCACAUUUUGAACGACUUUUCGAACGGUCCUGCCUCUAUUCCGGUUGAAAUAAUGAUGGAAAACACGGCCACGGAUGGGACCAUUGACUUCGAAUUUAAUCUGCUGGCAACGACGGAUAUUGAUUUUACUGGUCUCCAGAUGUUCAAAUACUGUCUCACCAAAGGCGAAAGAGUAUCUGUAUCUCUGCAAGCUCUGAUUUCGUCGACUGGCGUUCACAACUUGCAGCGUAUUCGAUUGAUUGUAAAGUCGAACGAUGUUUCGGUUCCCUACCUUUUAUCGUCGCAAUGGAUUGUUCACGUUACAGGCAUAGGCAUCGGACAGUAG
Messenger RNA from Phaeodactylum tricornutum CCAP 1055/1, 5340 nucleotides. RefSeq lists its product with no specific name. The coding region runs from base 1 to 5340 and encodes 1779 amino acids. The transcript has a single exon. Gene Ontology annotation, biological process: protein localization to phagophore assembly site; endoplasmic reticulum to Golgi vesicle-mediated transport. The record is from RefSeq and is a predicted model, not a curated record. NCBI's taxonomy places the organism in Eukaryota, Bacillariophyta, Bacillariophyceae, Surirellales, Neidiaceae. Gene Ontology annotation, cellular component: phagophore assembly site; TRAPPIII protein complex; cytoplasmic vesicle.